AGGCCGGUUGGCCGGUUGGCCGGUUUUGCUGUCGCCCUGAACUUCAGCUCUGCUCCUAAUCUCCUCUAAUCCCCCACUGGCUGUGUAGCUCCCGUCAUUAGCCUCUAGCAACCUUGCCCGCUUUCUUUCCCCCUCAGCCGAGUCAGAAAUGCCAGUGAACCGUGAAGCAGGCGGCGAUGGAUGACAGUCGUCGUGGUAGCGAGGCGGUCUGUGGGGCGAGCCUUUCUGCCCUCUCUCUCCUGCUCAGCGCUGUAGCUGACGGGCUAACUCGCUAACUAAUCCGACACCUCAGAGGCGUCUUCUCGCUUGACCCCCAGCUAUGUGUGAAUCUUAACCAAAGCGACCAAGAGAUUAAGGUGCUGCUACCUUCUUGGUACUUUUCCACAACCCUAAACUGAGGGAGCUAUGGCAGCGGGCCAGAAGAAGAUGAGCGCUGAGACGUACGUGUUGGCGGGAUCUAACGGACUGAAUGGGGCAAAAGCGCCAGGCGGCUCGUCCGUGGAGAGAAAUCACAGCAGCAAGGUUUCCAGAGUGGCUAAGAUGGCCUUGCACCUGCAGGACAAAUGUGCGGCGUACGUCUUGGCUCUGCGGCCGUGGAGCUUCAGCGCUUCCCUCACGCCUGUGGCUUUGGGAAGCGCUCUGGCGUACAAGCUUGAGGGCUCCGUGGAUCUGGUCAUUUUGUUGGUCUGUGCGGUGGCGGUCCUGGUGGUCCAUGGGGCAGGGAACUUGGUGAACACGUACUAUGAUUUCUCCAAGGGAAUUGACCAUAAAAAGAGCGACGACAGGACUUUGGUGGAUCAGAUUUUGGAGCCGCAGGACGUGGUGAUGUUCGGCGCCUUGUUGUACUCUGUGGGAUGCCUUUGCGCCACCUUGUUAUAUUUUCUCUCUACGCUGAGACUCGAGCAUCUGGCUCUUAUCUAUUUUGGUGGGCUGUCAAGCUCCUUUUUGUACACGGGAGGAAUUGGCCUGAAGUAUGUCGCUCUGGGCGAUGUGGUCAUCCUCAUCACCUUUGGCCCCUUGGCGGUCAUGUUUGCUCACGCUGUCCAGGUGGGUUACCUGUCGGUGCUGCCGCUGGUAUACGCCGUACCGCUGGCGCUCAACACCGAAGCCAUCCUGCACAGCAACAACACCCGCGACAUGGACUCGGACAAACAGGCGGGCAUCGUCACCCUCGCCAUCCUGGUGGGUCCCACGCUGUCGUAUGUCAUCUACAACCUGCUGCUCUUCGUCCCCUACGUGCUGUUCUGCAUAUUAGCGACGCGCUACACCAUUAGCAUGGCCCUGCCGCUGCUCACGCUGCCCAUGGCCUUCCCUCUGGAGAGGCAGUUCCGCAGCCAGUGCUACACGAAGAUCCCUCAAAAGACUGCCAAGCUUAAUCUGCUGAUGGGACUCUUCUACGUCUUUGGUAUUAUUUUAGCACCGCAGGGCAGCUUGCCGCUCUUGUGAAAGAACCGUUCUUUUUAUUUUUGGUUCCUUUUUCUUUGUUCUGUUGUACUAGGAUGUGUACUUCUGCUCUGUAUUUAUAGUAUUUGUUUUCUUUCUGAAGUACAAAGACUUUAUUGUAUAAUUUUGUGCUUCAGAGCUAACAAACGCUUCGCGGUACGUCGUGAGGGAACAGAAGCUGUCCAGUGGCGUCAGUGUUCUGCAGAGCGAACCGGUUGGUGUGUGCGAGGUGUUGCCAUUUACACGGUUGCUGAGCUGUAUUAAAUUAUUGGUAAAUAUCAAAUUAGGGGUACGCCGAGGAGUCGUUCCCUGGACGUGUGAAUAUUUUGUAACUAGCAAAUUUGAACAUUUACUUAUUAAUUUUCUGAGAAAUAUUCUUUGUACAAUUUUAAUAAUAUUGUUUGUUUAGCGAACGCAGAGUUUCAGCUGUAUGUCAUAGAGGGCAGUGUUUCUCAUCUCUGGUCCUUGAGACCCACUGCCCUGCACAUUUUUAGCUCUGUUUGUGCUUUAACACACCCACUUUAAGCCCAUUAUGGCUGUUAAUGAGCUGAUUAGCUGGGUCAGGUGUGUUGGGGCAGGGAAAACAUCAGUAAGUGCAGGGCAGUGGGAGAAACACUGAUGUAGCGUGUUCCAUAGCCAAGCUUAAAUUCUUAAAUUGCCAGAGUUGUCAAACGGUGUCCAAGUCCACUCAGUUACACGUCGUGCGCUGUGUAGGACCAAUUGCUGAGUAACACGGGCCAGAUGUACUGUGUGUUUGAGCAAGCGUGAAGGAAUUUUAUCACUUCAUAUUCAAGUGUGUCUAUAUGUGGGCUUUUCAGGGCCUUUCACACAUGUUGAAACAGUUAGUAUGUGCAGCUUUUUCAGCCUACAGCCAAAUCAGACCCUCCUGUCAAGGAGGCAGUUGCAGAAUACAAGUGCGGAUUAGUGACGUCACCUGUAAAGAGCUGUGUUUGAUAAAAAUAUUAGGCCUAUCAGAUCUUUUAAAAAUAAAUAAAAUUCCAAACCCAAGUGGCUCACAUAA
Pygocentrus nattereri (red-bellied piranha) is the source of this 2464-nucleotide messenger RNA. RefSeq names its product UbiA prenyltransferase domain containing 1 (gene ubiad1). The transcript is spliced from 3 exons. The record is from RefSeq and is a predicted model, not a curated record. Gene Ontology annotation, molecular function: prenyltransferase activity. Gene Ontology annotation, cellular component: endoplasmic reticulum; Golgi membrane. The coding region runs from base 406 to 1446 and encodes 346 amino acids. Lineage: Eukaryota; Metazoa; Chordata; Actinopteri; Characiformes; Serrasalmidae. Gene Ontology annotation, biological process: vitamin K biosynthetic process; menaquinone biosynthetic process.